CAAUAUUAGAAGAAACCAAUCUAAUACUGAACAUCAAGAAAGAGAAGAAGGUUGAUGCUGGCAAUUUCUAUCCUGAAUGGCUGCUCUUAGGAGAAAGCUAACUGUAGUUGGAGAUGACUGCUGUGGUAAGACAUGCCUCCUCUUCGCUCUGUGUCACGAACAGCUUCCCAAGUCCUACGAGCCAACUCUGCUUGACACUUACACCACUGACACAGAGGUAGAUGGGAAAGAGAUGAAACUAAUUCUCUUCGAUGUGGCAGGGAAGAAUGAAGUCAGUUACCGAAAUCUCCGCUCAGUGUUCUACAAGGACACCGACGUUAUUUUAAUGUGCUUCUCCGUGGACAGGCCUAACUCACAGCAAAACAUCCUUGAUUUUUGGGUUCCAGAAAUCGAAGUGUUCUGCCCCACAGUACCUAUUAUUCUGGUGGCUACCAAGAUAGAACUAAGGGAUGAUGAAGGUAUUAAGAAGAAACCAACUACUCCAGGCAACAAGCCAAUUAACACUACAGAAGGAAAAGCUUUAGCUGCCAGCAUUGGGGCAUAUGCUUACCUGGAGUGUUCUGCCAAGACAAAAGAAGGUGUUGAUACAGCCCUGGAGAUUAUUAGCCAAUGUGCAUUAAAUCAGAAAAGGAGGAGAAAGAGGCACUACAGGCACUGCCAAAUUUUGUAAGAGGAGUGAAUAUUAUUUUGUUGGAUUUCAUCAUGUGGAAAGGUCAACCAGGCAAGUGGACCACCAUGGAAAGAGGUAUCCAGUACCUGAGGGAAUUAGCCAUGC
Messenger RNA from Gymnogyps californianus (California condor), 775 nucleotides. RefSeq names its product ras-like GTP-binding protein RHO. Gene Ontology annotation, molecular function: GTPase activity; GTP binding. Gene Ontology annotation, biological process: small GTPase-mediated signal transduction. The record is from RefSeq and is a predicted model, not a curated record. The transcript has 3 exons. The coding region runs from base 77 to 670 and encodes 197 amino acids. NCBI's taxonomy places the organism in Eukaryota, Metazoa, Chordata, Aves, Accipitriformes, Cathartidae.